UUUGUUUAGGGCCGCUUAAUUGUCGGUGCCGCAUCAGCCAGUGUUGUCAAAGCCUCUCUGAAAAAUCUCACGUCGUCAAGGAGAAAAAGUGAACCACCCACAAUUGAAAUGUGCUUACCAAACUGCAAGGAACAUUCCCCAACUUUGCAAGAAAAGAAAUACAAUAUGUGCAGGAACCUGCAGAACUCCCUUAUUUAUUAUGCAAGAAGCACCAAGAAAAUGUUAAAGAAUAUGUUGGAAGAACAACAGAAAUCUCUUGAUUUUCUUUCAAACCAGGUUCUUGAACUAACCAAUAAGGUUCUUCUUUUGAAUGCAGAAGUCUUGAAAAAACAUACAGAUCCUUUUCCACAAAGGCCAAUUCAAACACACGGUUUUGAUUGCAGUGAUAUCAAGGAAACAUUUCACUCAGUUUCUAAAGCUCCAAGUGGGUUGUACAUAAUCCAACCAGAAGGAACCUAUUCACCAUUUGAGGCAUUUUGCGACAUGGACUAUCGAGGAGGAGGUUGGACAGUUAUUCAGAAAAGAAUUGAUGGAUCAAUUGAUUUCCAGAGAAGCUGGAUUGAUUAUAGGGAAGGAUUUGGAGAGCUUUCAGGAGAAUUUUGGUUGGGUCUGAAGAAGACAUUCUGCAUCCUGAAUCAGAAAAACUCAAUCUUCAUGCUGAACAUUGCUUUGGAGGCUGAAGAUGGCACAAUUGCUUAUGCCUCAUAUGAUAGCUUCUGGCUUGAAGAUGAAAGUAAUAAUUUUAUAAUGCACGUUGGACGCUAUUCAGGAACUUCAGGUGAUGCUCUUCGAGGCUACAAGAAAGAAGACAAUCAGAAUGCUAUGCCUUUCAGCACCUUUGAUGCUGACAAUGAUAGGUGUAACCCAUCAUGUACUGUUAAUGGCAAGUCUAUAAACAGCUGUAGUCUGCUCAACAACCGGAGUGGCUGGUGGUUUAGUCAGUGUGGUACAGCCAACCUGAAUGGAGUUCACAAAGUAACAAGGCAUGUGGAUAUCUCCGGCAUACACUGGGACACGUGGAAAGAAAACAAGGAAACUGUGAAAAUCAAAUCUGCUUCUAUGAAAAUUAAAAGAAUAUAUAAUCCUUAUUUCCAGUGAUUUUGGUUUACUGAAAAGUAGAGUAUAUUGAAAGGUUAUUAAAGGUUUUUCAUAUAUUUAAAUGGCAUAUUUAUGUAAAGUAUGUUUAAUAAAAUAACAUGCAAACUG
Messenger RNA from Xenopus laevis (African clawed frog), 1206 nucleotides. RefSeq names its product angiopoietin like 5 L homeolog (gene angptl5.L). Bases 109 to 1098 code for a protein of 329 amino acids. NCBI's taxonomy places the organism in Eukaryota, Metazoa, Chordata, Amphibia, Anura, Pipidae. The record is from RefSeq and is a predicted model, not a curated record. The transcript has 7 exons. Gene Ontology annotation, biological process: blood coagulation, common pathway; fibrinolysis; positive regulation of heterotypic cell-cell adhesion. Gene Ontology annotation, cellular component: fibrinogen complex; extracellular region. Gene Ontology annotation, molecular function: extracellular matrix structural constituent; protein-macromolecule adaptor activity.